AUGCACAAGUUCUUCGCAUCGGAAUGGUUCAAUUUCGAAUUCCUGCGGCUUCUAAGUAUGGCUCCAACGGGGGGCUGUGAAGCCGCCGAAGCUCUCACAGCAGUGAGUCGCAUAAAAGAUGGAAACGUAGAAUCAUGGGCUUCUGCUUGGUCCGAAUGUUCCCGUAAAGCAGAGAUGAUUGCAGAAGAAGCGCUACGUUUAGGCGACAAGCCAGCGGCUAGAGCUGCAUACCUUAGAGCUUCAAACUACGCCCGUGCAAGUCAGUAUAUGUGGAGCGAUCGGGGUAACGCACCAAGUCCACGACUUCUCCCUGUUGCGGAGAGAUACGAAAGUCUUUUCAGAAAGGGGGCGAUGUUGUUUGAUGAUACAGAGGCUCGGUUCCUGAAGAUACCGUUCGAGAAGACGAGCGAACUACCGGCAAUAUUAUAUCUACCUCACUCUGCGCACAUUCAUUCGAACAGAAGAACUCCGAUUAUUGUGAACGUCAAUGGGGGAGACUCUGUCCAAGAAGAGUUGUUUUUUCUUGCCCCAAGCGUAGGACCACGACUUGGAUACGCAAUUCUUACCUUUGAUGGACCGGGGCAAGGGAUGAGUUUGAGACGUGAUAAGCUGUUCAUGAGAUACGACUAUGAGGAGGUCAUUAAGUAUGUUCUUGACUUUCUUUUCGAAUAUUCGAAUGAACAUCCUGAACUACAGCUGGACUUGGACCGAAUCGGAAUUCUCGGUGCAUCACUUGGAGGCUACAAUGCUUUGAGAGCCGCAAUCGAUCCCAGAAUUCAUUCUUGUGUGAGUAUUGAUCCGCCAUAUGACAUGUGGGAAAUUGUAGCUUCUAAGAUGCCGCUUUGGUUUUUGAGUGGAUGGCUAUCUGGCUGGAUAUCCAACAAUUUCAUCGAUCGUGUAGUAAUGUUACUCGCGAAGGCUAAUAGUCAAUUCAGUUUUGAAAUUGGCCAUAUGAUGUGGGCAUUCGGUCAAGAUACUCCUUCUGCAGCACUUCUUUCUUUAAGAAAAUUUACGCUGUGCUCAGAAGAAGGCGAGCUGUAUCUUCAUGGCAUCCAAUGCCCUGUCCUUGUUUCGGGAGCUGGAGGAUCUCUUUAUUUUAGACCAGAGACGAGUACAGUCCGGAUUUUGAACGAAUUAACAAACGUGGAUGAUACGGAGAAAGAGAAAUGGAUCCCAGUAGAGCCUUGCGAUGGAGGGUUACAGGCAAAAAUUGGAGCCUUUGGGCUUUCCAAUAUGAAGACUUUCGCAUUUUUUGAUAAGCAUUUUAAGGUGGAAAGAGAACAAUUGGCUGUAUGA
Molecule: messenger RNA, 1296 nt
Organism: Botrytis porri
Lineage: Eukaryota; Fungi; Ascomycota; Leotiomycetes; Helotiales; Sclerotiniaceae
Exons: 1
Coding region: 1-1296 (431 amino acids)
Source: RefSeq, a predicted model, not a curated record